Molecule: messenger RNA, 2373 nt
Organism: Chenopodium quinoa (quinoa)
Lineage: Eukaryota; Viridiplantae; Streptophyta; Magnoliopsida; Caryophyllales; Amaranthaceae
Product: probable alkaline/neutral invertase B
Exons: 5
Coding region: 365-2050 (561 amino acids)
Biological process (GO): sucrose catabolic process
Molecular function (GO): endo-alpha-N-acetylgalactosaminidase activity; sucrose alpha-glucosidase activity
Source: RefSeq, a predicted model, not a curated record
AACGUCUAAAGUAUAAACCUUGAAAUCUACCUAACAUUCCCAAAAAUUCCUUCAAAAAGUUCAAAAACGUUUCUUGAUUUUCUUCCGUCAAUUUUGUCAACCAAUCCGAGUCAGAAAUCCCAAUUACACACCUUCAUGGAUUUAAUUACUAAAAUCACCAACUACUAUAUAUAUAACUCACAUUCCACGUUUUCUUCCUCGCAUUAAUUAAUUUCUUCUCUCAAAAUUGGUGGAGAGUUUUCUCUUCAAUUUACUCUAUAGUCUUAAAUAUCGAGGAGGGUUUUUGAGGGCAUUUUUUCAAUUUUUGAUUCAUACCCAUUUUAUAAUUCUCUGAUUUUUGAAGAAUACCCAAUUUUUUCUAGUUAUGUCUCAAAAUGGAGGAGUUAGCACAAGCAAUGCAAUUUUUGAGAUUGAUGAUGAUGAUUUCUCAAGGUUUUCUGAGAAACCUAAACCCAUAAUCACAGAAAGGAAGAGAUCCUUUGAUGAGAAGUCAUUCAGUGAAUUAUCGAUUCCAAUGUCUCCUAGACCCUUUUACAGGAAUACAGAGAAUUCGUCUCGGGUUUUCGAGCCUGUUGAUAGCAUAUAUUCAUCUGGAGGAAGGUCUGGUUUCGAUACCCCGAGAUCAGAUAAUGGGUUUGAGACACAUCCUAUUGUUUCUGAAGCAUGGGAAGCGUUGAGGCAAUCCAUAGUUUACUUCAGGAGUGAGCCAGUUGGUACUAUUGCUGCUAUUGACCACUCUGAAGAUAAGCUCAACUAUGAUCAGGUUUUUGUAAGAGACUUUGUUCCAAGUGCUUUGGCCUUUUUAAUGAACGGAGAACCGGAUAUAGUCAAGAAUUUUCUUACGAAGACCCUCCGCCUCCAGUCAUGGGAGAAGAAGGUUGAUCUAUUCAAACUAGGAGAAGGUGUCAUGCCUGCUAGUUUCAAAGUACAUCAUGAUGCUGUCAGGAACACUGAGACGUUAGUUGCCGAUUUUGGUGAGGCUGCAAUUGGAAGAGUAGCUCCUGUUGACUCUGGUUUCUGGUGGAUCAUUUUGUUACGUGCUUAUACAAAAUCAACUGGAGACUCUUCCUUGGCUGACAAGCCAGAAGUCCAGAGGGGUAUCCGUCUUAUCUUAGGCAUAUGUCUUUCAGAAGGAUUUGAUACUUUCCCGACCCUCCUUUGUGCGGAUGGGUGCUGUAUGAUUGAUCGUAGAAUGGGAAUUUACGGAUAUCCCAUUGAAAUCCAAGCACUCUUCUUCAUGGCGUUAAGGUGUGCUUUGCAAUUGCUUAGGCCUGAAGGAGAAGGUAAAGAAUUCAUCCAGAGAAUAGUUGAGCGGCUUCAUGCUUUGAGCUAUCAUAUGAGAAACUACUUUUGGCUUGACUUGAAGCAACUCAACGAUAUUUAUCGCUUCAAAACUGAGGAGUAUUCCCACACAGCUGUCAACAAGUUCAAUGUGAUGCCUGAUUCUCUUGAAGACUGGGUUUUUGACUUCAUGCCAGUGAAGGGCGGUUACUUCAUUGGCAAUGUGAGCCCAGCAAGGAUGGACUUUAGGUGGUUUUGCCUUGGGAACUGUGUUGCCAUCUUGUCUUCAAUGGCUACCCCAGAGCAGGCUUCUGCAAUAAUGGACCUUAUUGAAGCUCGAUGGGAUGAAUUAGUGGGUGAGAUGCCUCUUAAGAUCAGCUAUCCGGCCCUGGAAGGUCAUGAUUGGAAGAUAGUUACUGGAUAUGAUCCUAAGAAUACUCGAUGGAGUUAUCACAAUGGUGGUUCCUGGCCAGUUUUACUAUGGCUUCUUACAGCUGCAUGUAUUAAGAGUGGAAGGCCACAGAUAGCCAAAAAAGCAAUCGAACUUACUGAAGCUCGAUUGCUGAAGGAUGGUUGGCCUGAAUAUUAUGAUGGGAAGACCGGUCGUUUCAUUGGAAAGCAAGCGCGUAAAAACCAAACUUGGUCGAUUGCAGGAUAUUUAGUAGCAAAGAUGAUGUUGGAGGACCCAUCUCAUUUGGGUAUGGUCUCGCUUGAGGAAGACAAACAGAUAUGCCCCCAAAUCAAAAGAUCUCAUUCCUGGACUUGCUGACGAUGGUGAUGUCUUCUGUUAUCAUCUCUUUUCUUUUUUGCCAUGUUGCCUUUCUGUAAGAACAAGGGAGUGAAACUCUUCCUUUUUUGCCUUUUUUUUUUUUGGAAUAAUUUUUUUUGGACAUUAUCUGGUUUCAGUGCCUUUGGGCAUUACAUUAGUACAUUGUAUACUCCUUAUUGGAUGAAGGAUUGUGGAACAGAAACUGAAAUUUUCUUACAGUAAAACAAAAACAAACAAAAGUCCGAUUCUUGAAAGAUGACAUUUUUUAAUCAGAGUAAACAUAGAAAAAGUGCCUUAAUCCUAGGAUUGAGUCAGUUUUGGUU